UUGCGUUAACUAACUAAUUAUUCAUCUAAAUAAUGUCCAGUUUCUGUACAGUUCAUUCUUUAACCAUAAUCAGUAUUGUUAUCAUUAUUUUAUUGAAUCCUGCUUCAAUGAAAUCCAUUUUGAAAACCAAGCCUACAACUACAUUUAUUAAAACAAGGAAGGAUUUUUUAGAAAUUCUGUCAAAAUGGCCGACAGAAGUCAGCAAUAAUUUAAAGUUACAUGUUAAAGAUUCACAUUUCGUUGAUAUAAUAAAAGUAUUUAAUUUAUGCGCAAAAUCAAAAGAAGAUGUACCGAUGCUUAUUGAAAAUAGUGACUUCAUUUUUAGUCAACCAAAUUUUUGUUACAAACAGUCUAAUCUAUGGAUUUUGUUAGUUGUACACACUCAUCCAAGCCAUCGUCAGAAGAGAGAUUUAAUUCGUGGAACAUGGGGAUCAUUAAACCGUGUUAAGAAUCGUAAAAUUGGUGUUCUUUUCUUUAUGGGUCUGCCAAAUAAUUCUAAAGAACAGAAACUAAUUGUGGAGGAAGAACGAAUUCAUGGUGACAUUGUUCAACGUGCAUUUUUUGAAGAUUACUACAAUAUGACAAGGAAACAUAUAACAAUUAUGGAAUGGAUUACUAAAGGUUAUUGUAACAAUGUGCCGUUUCUAGCCAAAGUAGAUGAUGAUACUUUUGUCGAUAUAUUUCAUUUGACACGCUAUUUAGAACUGAAACAUACCCAAUUAAAUGGUUCAUUCUACUGUACUGCUACAAGUAAUGUUAAAGUUGAACGGCCAAACAGUAUGAAACGUUCUAAAUGGCAAAUAACUGAUAAAGAAUUUCCUGAAAAAAUAUUUCCAACAUAUUGUGAAGGCUUUGGAUAUGUUAUGGAUAUGAAACUAGCGCCAUACUUAUACUGGUGUUCAAUGUUCAAACCACCCAUAUGGAUAGAUGACGUCUAUGUAACGGGAAUUUUAGCCCAAAAUUUAGGCAUACCAAGAGUGCCAUUUCAAGAUGGACAUAGUUAUUUUAAAUUGAAACCUGCGAAAGAAGAAGGUCUGUUUGCAGACUCUAUAUUUCUAGUAUCAUUCUACAAUGAAUUCUAUCCACUUACAGUACAAGAUAUGUGGCGUGAAGCAGUUGCACACAGUAUGGAGAUUGAUUAGAUGACAUACGUUUCCCUGCCGCCUAACCAAUAACUUGAAGACGGUCGCGUGACAACUAUAUAUGUUUGACCAGAUUAUUCAAAAUGUCUAGAUCAAAUACAUCACAUUUUUCAGAUCAA
Molecule: messenger RNA, 1261 nt
Organism: Schistosoma turkestanicum
Lineage: Eukaryota; Metazoa; Platyhelminthes; Trematoda; Strigeidida; Schistosomatidae
Source: the annotation of a GenBank genome assembly